Molecule: messenger RNA, 894 nt
Organism: Aaosphaeria arxii CBS 175.79
Lineage: Eukaryota; Fungi; Ascomycota; Dothideomycetes; Pleosporales
Exons: 1
Coding region: 165-545 (126 amino acids)
Source: RefSeq, a predicted model, not a curated record
GUCCCUGGUCUCGGUAGCCUCAAGGUUGGCCCAGAUCCAAAGCGCUCUACGCUGGUAUUCGGCAUCAUCAACGCGGUGAAGCCACUCGAGGCGAGAAACUUUACGGUCAUGCUUAUUGCACGGCUCGCGCUUUCGUCGUGCCGUGUUUGGCUUGCUUAGGCGGGAUGUGUGCGUCGGUCACAGCCGUUUCUGAUAUUGAUUACUCCAUACCUAUCUAUAUCGCUACGUCCAACUUCGUCCGGAGUCGGUCGUACAAAGGUGCUAAGGUGGCGGGUGGAGGAUGCCGUUCUGUACAGGUUGCGGUUGCGGUACAUGCGAUUCGAUUACCUACUCUAGGUACCUACGCUACACUGCUACAGCGAGCAAGAUGUUGUAACUCGUGGUGCGCCGUGGUCUCAUUCGGACUAGUGCAUUUGCUUACAAACCUUCAUUCACCCUAUUCCCUUGGCAGGCCAGGCUCGUCCGACGUAUCCGGGCGACUAUUGUUGUGCAUCAUCAUCAUCGGCAUCAUCAUCAUCAUUUAUCCCACGCAGCUGUGCAUCUAGCUUUGCGCCGCUUCAAUAACUUAAUACAGACAAAUAGCAAAUAACAAGCGAAGAGUUAAAGCUCUUACGAGUAUUAGUUACAAUCCAUCGAUAACCACUCACCAGUAAUGGCCGGAAUACCAGUUGGCUCGAUUCAAUCCGCAUCCUCCGAGAAUAGAAUACUGAAAAUCAGAAAGAAUGAAAAACAUCCUCAAAGACCCUAUCCAAACCCGCGUUGGCACUGCAACUAGUAGUAACACCUUACCAAUCUUUCAUCAACUCGUGCCCACACAAUUCGAAGUUGACCAUAAACAUGGGCUAACCAUAUCGGACAAGCUUUUCGCGAUGAGGUAUGAUGUAAUCAGUCGCC